UUGCGUGACGCCAACGAAGGAGCCGAUUUCAUUAUGGUCAAACCAGGAACCCCUUAUUUGGAUAUCCUGAACGAGUUAAGGACUUUGCUACCGAACCAUCCCUUGGUUGUCUAUCACGUUUCGGGUGAGUAUGCGAUGCUAAUUCAUGCUGCCCAGGCGGGCUGUUUGGACUUGAAACAGGCUGCGUUGGAAUUGAUGACUUCCUUCCGUCGCGCAGGUGCCACAGUCAUCAUCACUUAUCUGACUCCGUAUUUGUUGGAUCUGAACUUGAACGAGGCGUGCCCAUGA
Molecule: messenger RNA, 288 nt
Organism: Echinostoma caproni
Lineage: Eukaryota; Metazoa; Platyhelminthes; Trematoda; Plagiorchiida; Echinostomatidae
Source: the annotation of a GenBank genome assembly